Messenger RNA from Closterium sp. Yama58-4, 1449 nucleotides. NCBI's taxonomy places the organism in Eukaryota, Viridiplantae, Streptophyta, Zygnematophyceae, Desmidiales, Closteriaceae. The record is from the annotation of a GenBank genome assembly.
AUGUCGAUGGUCGCUUAUCGCAUCAUUCCUGAUUGGCUUGACGGCUCUCUGCUCUGCGCGCGUCUGUUCCUCAUCUCAGCCCUCCCCGACGGGACUACGCAGCUGCGUCUCCUAGCAGGGCGGGGGUUGGAGGAGCAGCACACUGUGGAGUUACCGGGCGGAGCAGGGGGAGGCGGAGGGGGAGGGUUCCAGGGAGGCGGAUUCGAGGGAGGGGGAUUCGGGGGAGGGUGGAAGCGCGGAGGGGAUGGAGGGAUGGUUGAUGAGGUGAACGGGCAGGUGAGGAGGUUGCCUGUUCCGAAAUCCAGCUACAGCCGGGUGCCUUUGACCCGCGCAGAGCAGGAGAAGGAGAGGCGGAGGGGGGCGGGGAAGAGGAGGGCGGGUGAUGUGUGCGCAGGCGUGCGGGUAGGGAUGGGGGUUGAGAAGGUGGGAGGGGAAGAUGGGACCGGGGGGAGUUUUGGCGGAGCAGGUAUGGGUGCGGAUGGGAUGGAGGAGGAUGCGACGAAGGAGGAGGUUCUAGGGGCGGGAGAGGGAGGAGAGGGGACGGAAGGGCAUGAAGGGUGGAUGAUGGAUGGGGAUGGGUGUGCGGAGGAGCGCGGGGGAGAGAACACAGGAGAAGGGGGCAGAGGAGGAGAGGAGAGAGGAGAGGGGAGAGGAGGGGGGAAAGGAGGAAGACUAGGAGGGGCAGCAGAGGAGGUGCCUGAGUGGGCGUAUGGGCUGGAGGGGCUGUGGACGGGCGAGUAUGGGCCACAUGGCGUGGAGAUUCUGAAUGUGCUUGUACAGGGGGGAGAGAUCGUCGCGACUAAGAUCACAGGUGAUCCCAACGUGCCAUGCGGCCAAGUUACCUUUAAAGCCCGCCUCGCCACAGCCCAAGGCCCACCCGAUCCAUCCGACCUUCCACCCACCGACUCGCUCCUGCCCCGUGGCCCAGGAGGGCUGCCAAUGCCGCUCACUCCCACUCGUAGCAUUGUCAUCCCCCCUCCUAGCAACGCUGGUGAUGAGUCUGCUGGGAGGGUUGAGGGCAGCAGCAGGGGUGAAGGCAGGGGCAGAGGGGGAGGAAGCAGUGCGAUAGAUGGGAGUGAUACUGCAAUGGGUGAUGGUGAUGGUGACUGUGAUGGUGGUGACGUGGAUAGGGCAGCUGAGAGGGAGAGGGAGCGAGCGGAAGAGGCGCGGAGGGAGCGGGGAGAGAGGUGGCAGAGGGCGACGACUCUGGCCCGAGCUGUGAUGCACACGGAUCAUGACGCGGGGGCAGAUGAGGGCACAGAGGUUCAAUUCGUCUGGAUGUGCCAGGGUCAAGGCCGGGUGGCAGACUACAAUUUCCGCCGCCCGCAGUGGGUGAACGGUUGUCUGCUAGUGGACUCUGCCGCCCGCAUCACCUUCCUCUGGCAGGACGUGCACUUUGCCAUCCGUUUCCGCCGUCUCGACCUGCCAAAGCUCGUUCACAGUGCUUAG